Messenger RNA from Oryzias melastigma (Indian medaka), 2001 nucleotides. RefSeq names its product pleiotropic regulator 1 (gene plrg1). Gene Ontology annotation, cellular component: precatalytic spliceosome; Prp19 complex; catalytic step 2 spliceosome. Gene Ontology annotation, biological process: mRNA splicing, via spliceosome. Gene Ontology annotation, molecular function: protein binding. NCBI's taxonomy places the organism in Eukaryota, Metazoa, Chordata, Actinopteri, Beloniformes, Adrianichthyidae. The record is from RefSeq and is a predicted model, not a curated record. Bases 156 to 1679 code for a protein of 507 amino acids. The transcript has 15 exons.
CCCUUUAGGCCGUUGUACUUCCGGGGCAUGUAGACUCGUUUGUCGCCGCGGCGGUGGAGUGUUUUUGUCACUUCGAUAGCUCUACGGUGCUCGUAGGCUAUAUUCACCGAUAAUAUUUUGGAUUGGAGUGAUAUUGUUCUUUUUCUAUUCCCACCAUGACUGAGGAAGUCCAGAAACACUCGGUCCACACGUUGGUCUUCAGGUCAUUGAAAAGGACUCAUGACAUGUUCGUAGCUGACCAUGCUAAAUCCAUCGCUCUAGAUGAGGACAGCCACAAGCUGAAGAUGGGUGUGAAGCUGAAGUCAGACUACAGUCCUGUUUUACACAUGCCAGUGUUAAAGGAGGUGAAGUCACAUCAUCCAGACGGUAUCCACGGCAACGACGCUUACAUGCAGCCGGGGGAUGAUCCUGAAUAUCUGAUCACGGGAACGCAUGCUUAUCCAUCCGGACCUGGAGUCGCCCUGACAGCUGAUACAAAAGUGCACAGAAACCCCAGUGAGUCAGGAAUCCACUCCAUGGCUCUGGCUUUGCCACCAUCACAAGCAAGACAAGAGUCCAGCCGCACUGCAGCCACAGUCGCAGAGAUCCGUCGUGGAGCAGAAAGAGCUCACGCUCAGUCCACCGCUCUGCUGCUCUUGGAAGGAGGUGGCACCAGACAUUCUAACCUGAUGAGGAGAGCACCGACCAUGCCCAAACCGCAGUGGCAUCCUCCCUGGAAACUCUUCCGAGUCAUCAGUGGCCACCUUGGCUGGGUCAGGUCCAUCGCUGUGGAGCCGGGGAAUCAGUGGUUUGUUACCGGAUCUGCAGACAGAACAAUCAAGAUCUGGGACCUGGCCAGUGGAAAACUGAAACUCUCUCUGACGGGACACAUCAGCACAGUUCGUGGAGUGGCGGUGAGCAGCCGCAGUCCGUACCUUUUCUCCUGUGGAGAGGAUAAGCAAGUCAAAUGCUGGGAUCUAGAGUACAACAAGGUCAUCAGGCAUUAUCACGGACACCUCAGUGCUGUGUAUGACCUGGACCUCCAUCCAACUAUUGAUGUCCUCAUGACGUGCAGCAGAGACGCCACAGCCAGGGUGUGGGACAUCAGGACCAAAGCAAACGUGCACACCCUAACGGGUCACACCAACACCGUCGCCACGGUGAGAUGUCAGGCAGCAGAGCCACAAGUCAUAACCGGGAGCCACGAUUCCACCAUCAGGCUGUGGGAUCUGAUCGCUGGAAAAACCAGAGCAACUCUGACCAACCACAAGAAGUCCGUCCGGACGCUGGUGAUGCAUCCCAGACAAUACACGUUCGCCUCUGGAUCGGCUGAUAACAUCAAACAGUGGAUGUUCCCCGACGGAAACUUCAUCCAGAAUCUGUCUGGACACAACGCCAUCAUCAACACGCUGGCGGUGAACUCUGAUGGAGUCUUGGUGUCUGGAGCCGACAACGGAACCAUCCACAUGUGGGACUGGAGAACGGGAUACAACUUUCAGAGGAUCCACGCGGCCGUGCAGCCCGGAUCUCUGGACAGCGAGUCGGGAAUCUUCGCCUGUGUGUUCGACCACUCGGAGAGCCGACUGAUCACUGCAGAGGCUGACAAGACCAUCAAAGUUUACAAAGAGGACGACACAGCGACGGAAGAAAGCCACCCAGUCAACUGGAAACCAGAAAUCCUCAAGAGAAAAAGAUUCUAAAGACUUCAGUGGUUUUCUUUCUGUAACUGGGACAAUGUUUUUUUUUUUUUUACAAACUCAAGAUGUAGAUACACCCAACAUUUCCUUUUUUAUCUCCUGCUUCCUCGUCACACAGACUGCUUGUCAACUAGUUGUUGCUUCAUUAAAUUGGUUGCUUUCGGUAACUGCUCCCUGGUCUGCUGUCCUCCAACAGAGGCCUCUCCUCAGAUUGUGACGGACGACUAAUGUCCAGACACACAUGAAUUAAACUCUGCUCUUUCUCCUGGUUUGAAAUGUGAAGUUUAUUUUUGCUUCAUUUCAAUAAAGAUCAGAUUUUCUCAAA